Molecule: messenger RNA, 1320 nt
Organism: Saprolegnia parasitica CBS 223.65
Lineage: Eukaryota; Oomycota; Saprolegniomycetes; Saprolegniales; Saprolegniaceae
Exons: 8
Coding region: 32-1171 (379 amino acids)
Biological process (GO): coenzyme A biosynthetic process
Cellular component (GO): cytosol; nucleus
Molecular function (GO): pantothenate kinase activity; ATP binding
Source: RefSeq, a predicted model, not a curated record
CGUUCGGUUGUGGUCGUCGGACGUCGGGCGCAUGAAGCUGCCGGUGCUCUUUGCCUGCGUCUGCGGCGCCGUCGUCGCAUAUACGCUCAAGCGGCAGCACAUCCGCAAGCUCAACUGGAAGCGGCGCAUCGCGCUCAAGAAGAUUUCGCCCAACUCGGACAUGGGGCAGUCGUUUGGCCUCGACAUUGGUGGCACGCUCUCCAAGAUUGUGUACUUUGAGCAGGCGCCGGGCCAAAACAGUCGGCCGCGGGCCAACUCGCACGUGCUCGCAGCGCAGGAGGUCUCUCGCUUCGUCAAGUCGAGCGACAGCUACGGCAGCUCGGGCGUCCGGGACACGCGCUUGAGCAUCACGUCCGAGACGCUCGGCGGCACGCUGCAUUUCAUGCACUUUGAGACGCGCAAGAUGGAGGGCGCGGUCAUGCAAGUCGCCAACCACAGCUUGGGCCAGUCGCUCCGCGUCGUCUCGUGCACGGGCGGUGGCGCCCACAAGUACGCCGAGAUGAUCCACAUGCUUGCAGGCAUUGAAGUGCGCAAGAAGGACGAGAUUGCCUGCCUCGUGCGCGGCCUCAACUUUCUGCUCAACGUCUUUCCCAACGAAGUGUUCACGUUUGUGAACGUCGACUUCAGCUCGCUCUCGGCGACGCGCGUGAGCCUCGUGCGUGACAACAAGGACGAAGACAUUUUUCCCUACAUCCUUGUCAGCAUUGGGUCGGGCGUGAGUGUGCUGCACGUGACGGGCCCCAACACGUUUACCCGUGUCAGCGGUAGCUCGAUUGGCGGCGGGACGUACUGGGGCCUCUGCCGCAUGCUCUUUGAGUGCAAUACGUACGACGAGGCGCUUGACUUGGCCGUGCACGGGCGCAACGCGUCGGUCGACAUGAGCGUCGGCGACAUUUACGGCGGCGCGUACGAGAAAUUCAACCUCCCGGCCACGACGGUCGCGAGCAGCUUUGGCAAGAUGAUCUCGGUCGAUCGGAGCAGUGUCUCGGACGCCGACAUUGCGCGGUCGCUCCUCGUGAUGACGACGCAGAACAUUGGGCUCAUCGCGUACCUCAACGCGUGCAUCCAUGGCACGAAGCGCAUCUUUUUGUGGGAAAUUUCCUCCGGCACAACAAGAUCUCGUGCCGGACGCUCGCGUACGCCAUCGACUUUUGGUCCAAAGGCGAGAUGAAGGCGCACUUUUGUCGCCACGAAGGGUACCUCGGCGCGCUCGGCGCCUUCUUGAGCCAAGCCCACGACAUGCCGUGCAACCCAGUGUAAGGUACCAUAGUCGAGGUAGUUAGAGUGCUCAACAAUAGUAGUACAAUGUACUUGGAGGGA